AUGGGCGAAGGUCAAGAAUGGUCCUCCGGUUUCUGGGACUGCUGCUCCCCUUGCGGCACCUGCUUCCUCGGCUGCUGCUGCCCCUGCUGCCUACACGGCCGCACCAGCUCUCGUUUCGAAGACCCCACCCUGAAAGAUGAUAGCAUGAUGAACGGUGGUUGCUGCCUCUACUUCCUCCUCAGCUACUGCGGCUUCCACUUCAUCCCACUGAUGAUGAAGCGCGGUCAAAUCCGAGAGAAAUUCGGCCUAGAAGGGUCCGGAUGCGGGGAUUGUAUGCGGGCGUGCUGCUGCCCGUGCUGCACGCUCAUGCAGCAUGAGAAGGAGUUGGAGAGUCGGGCGGCGUUGUUGGAGGGCGGUGCUGGUGCGCAGCAGGGGUAUAAGGCUCCCGGGGGCAUGCAGUAUGCUUAA
Molecule: messenger RNA, 408 nt
Organism: Aspergillus tubingensis
Lineage: Eukaryota; Fungi; Ascomycota; Eurotiomycetes; Eurotiales; Aspergillaceae
Product: PLAC8 family protein
Exons: 3
Coding region: 1-408 (135 amino acids)
Source: RefSeq, a predicted model, not a curated record